Frankliniella occidentalis (western flower thrips) is the source of this 2412-nucleotide messenger RNA. Its product is annotated as glucose dehydrogenase [FAD, quinone]. Bases 316 to 2229 code for a protein of 637 amino acids. The record is from RefSeq and is a predicted model, not a curated record. The transcript is spliced from 10 exons. Lineage: Eukaryota; Metazoa; Arthropoda; Insecta; Thysanoptera; Thripidae. Gene Ontology annotation, molecular function: flavin adenine dinucleotide binding; ecdysone oxidase activity.
CUGGUGCAAGUCAAGUUGACAGUUGACGCUGGGCGCUUUAAUCAUACAUCCCAUUCUUUCUGUACAUGAUGCUGUAAAGCUGUUCCUUCAUUUCCCUCUUUGCCCGUAUUCUGCCGGUUCUAAGAUAAUGGCCUCCUUUGCCCUCUUCUUAUCAUUGUCGCAUCGUUGCAAGGUCGGGCAUAUGUGCAAAAUGGUCUGCAGCAGCUACAUCCGGGGUUAGAAUGUCAAUGCUAAAGAGGCUUUAUCUCCAUAACGCUUUACUGUCAAGUAGUAGCUCCGUUCGUACUUUUAGCAGAAGAGCUCUUACUGAGCAUAAUGUUGCUGCUUGGUCUGGUAUUCAGGCUUGGGGCUCUGGUUUUGAGCAUUCUUAUAUCCAUAUCGACCUGGAGUAAUUUCAUCUUAGAGCGGUUUUCCCUCAAAAGAAGUGAGAGUAAUGUUUUGUAUGACUACAUUGUUGUCGGAGGAGGUUCAGCAGGAUCCACAGUAGCUGGUAGAUUAGCGCAAAAUGGUUUUAAUAUUUUAUUAUUGGAAGCAGGAGGCCCUCCUCCAUGGUGGGCCACCUUGGGAACUGUUGACAUCCCUAUCUUUGGGCCACUUUGGCAGCGAACUGAUUUGGAUUGGUCCUAUUCCACUGUGUCCCAAACACACUCAUGCGGAGCUUUCAAUAACAGAGUGAGUUUGUGGCCACGAGGUCGAGUGUUGGGUGGAUCUGGCCGCUUGAACAACAUGGUAUACCUGAGAGGACAUGAAAAAGACUGGAAAAGUUGGGAAUACUCUCAAGCUAGUAUGUUACACUAUUUUAAAAAAUCAGAGCUCCAGUUAGGUUGCUACAAAAAUGAUUCCUCUUACCAUAAUUCUGAUGGGUGGUUGCCUGUGUCUGAUAUGCCCAUGAAAUCAGAACUGUCUGAUGCAGUAUUAAAUGCAGCAAAGGAAUUAGGAUACUUUGUUGGAGAUCUGAACACCAUGUCCCAUGCUGGCUUUAUGGAAGUACAAACAAAUACAUUGAACGGUGCUCGCUUCUCUGCUGAUGCUGCAUUUCUUUAUGCUGGAAAAUUGCCUAAUCUUCAUGUGAGAACAAAUUCUCAUGUUAGUCAGGUUGUUGUAGAUCAACACAAUGAAGUCAAGGGAGUAGUGUUUUAUAAUGCUGAUGGUCAACACCAUGCUGAAUGUAGGCAUGGUGUGAUUCUCUCUGCUGGUGCUAUUGGAUCUCCUAAAAUUCUUCUACAAUCUGGUAUAGGGCCAGCUGAUCACCUCUCUGAGAUUGGUAUUCCCGUGAAAAUUUCCUCUCCUUAUGUGGGUAAAAACCUUCAAGAUCAUGCCUCAACAGGAAGUGAUCUUGUUCUACUGAAUGCCUCGCUAGCCCUCAGUCUUUCCAAUUUAGUUCAUCCCUCGUCCUUUUGGGACUAUGUCUUCAAAGGAAAAGGUCCAUUAACUCAUGGAGGAUGUGAAGUAACCGGAUUGCUAUAUACUCGCUUCUCUGACCCCAAUGAAGAUCCCCCAGAUAUUCAGCUCUUGGUUUUACCUGCUGGUCAGUCAUUCGAUGAUGGGUCACUUUUGCGCCACAAUAUGGGUUUGCAAGAUAAGGUAUGGAACCAAUAUUUUUCUCACAAGACUGAUAAUUAUAAAGCCAUUGGCAUAACUAUUCUAGUAAUAUUGCUCCAUCCGUGGAGUCAUGGGGAACUUAAACUACAAUCUGCGGAUCCAUUUGACUCUCCACUUAUCAACCCAAAGUAUCUGUCAGAUCCAAGAGAUGUUGAAACUUUGGUUGAAGGAAUCUAUGCUGUUAAAAAGUUAAUUAAAACUGAAGCAAUGGCAAAACUAGGGGCUCAUCUUAAUCCUAAACCUAUGCCAGGGUGUGAGACGCAUGAAUUUGAUAGUCAUGACUACUGGUUGUGCUAUGUUCGGAUGCUUACAUACACAGUUUACCACCCAGCAGGAACCUGCCGAAUGGGGCCUGAAAAGACAGCUGUGGUGGACAGAUCAUUUCGGGUGCAUGGAACCUCGAAUUUGUAUGUAGUGGAUGCAUCUGUAAUGCCAUCUUUACCCAGCGCAAAUAUAAAUGCAGCUGUUGUAGCCCUUGCUGAAAGAGCUGCAGAUGUUUUAACAGACAGAGUUACAAGGAAAAGGAGAAAUCAGAAUCAGUCACCUCAGCACACCUACUUUUCAAUAAUGGAAACUCUUCAACAGGACAGAGUGUGCUAUAAAUUUGUAAACAACAGAAAACUGUGAUAACUGAAUGAAUACAAAAUAGGAAAAGGGAAAAAAAGAUACUUGCUUAUUCACCACUAUUUAUUACACCAUUAUUUAAAUCACACCUUAUCUGCAAAGGAACAGUUUGGAAAUAAAUUUCCCACAGAUUUCGGCAAUGUCUACAAAUAAAGAUGAUAAAUAAAAUGCUAAAUGAAUAUCCAA